AUGGCUUCUUCUUCUUCUACGCCUCGCACCUGGACAUACCGCGUCUUCACGAGCUUCCACGGACCUGACGUACGUAAAUCCUUUCUCACUCACUUUCGCAAACAGUUUAACUACAAUGGAAUUUCCAUGUUCAAUGAUCAAGAGAUCGAGAGAGGCCAAACCAUCGCACCUGCUCUCAAACAAGCGAUUGGAGGAUCAAGGAUCUCGAUCGUGGUGCUCACAAAGAACUAUGCUUCAUCCAGCUGGUGUUUGGAUGAGUUAGUGGAGAUUUUCAAGUGCAAGAAAGAUAUUGGGCAAAUAGUGAUGACGGUCUUCUACGGAGUAGAUCCACUUCAUGUUCAGAAACAAACCGGAGAUUUCGGGAAAGUUUUCAAGAAAACUUGUGCUCGCAAAACAAAGGAGGAGAGACGAAAAUGGAGCCAAGCUUUGGAAGAUGUGGGCAAGAUUCACGGAGAACACUCGAUAAACUGGGACAACGAACCGGAGAUGAUUGAAAAGAUUGCCAGAGAUGUUUCAAACAAACUAAAUGUUACAAUCUCUUGGGAUUUUGAAGACAUGGUGGGUAUUGAGGCACACUUGGAGAACAUGCAGUCUGUGUUACGUUUUUGUGAGGAUGGAGCUAUGAUUGUUGGAAUCUCUGGUCCUGCGGGAAUUGGUAAGACUACUAUUGCCAGAGCUUUACAGAGCCGAAUCUCUAGCAAUUUUCAGCUUACUUGUUUUAUGGAGAAUCUUAGGGGAAGCUGUAAGAAUGGUCUUGAUGAGUAUGAUUUGAAGCUUCGAUUACAAGAGAAACUUCUUUCCAAUAUUUUAAACCUAAAUGGUAUGAAGAUUGACCAUUUACGUGCGAUACAAGAAAGACUACGUGACCAAAAAGUUCUUAUCAUUCUUGAUGAUGUGGACGAUCUGCAGCAACUUGAGGCUCUGGCUAAUGAAACUAAAUGGUUUGGUCGUGGAAGCAGGAUUAUUGUAACCACAGAAGACAAAGAGCUUUUGGAGCAACAUGGUGUAAACAAUAUAUACCAAGUGGGUUUUCCAGGUGAAGAAGAAGCUCGUCAGAUAUUGUGUAGGCAUGCUUUUAAUCAGAGCUCUGCACCAGAAGGUUUUGACAACCUUGUCGAAAGAGUAAGAAAGCUUUGCAGCAACCUUCCGAUGGGUCUCUGUGUCAUGGGUGAAAAUUUACGCAACAAGAAAAGAGACGGCUGGGAAUAUAUAUUGCAUAAGCUAGAAACUAGCCUUGACACAAAGAUGAAGGGAGUACUUAGUGUCGGAUACGACAGUUUACAUAAGGACGAUCAAUUCCUGUUUCUCCUCAUUGCCUUCUUCUUCAACUACCAAGACGAGAAGCAUGUGAUGUCUAUGCUCCGUGAAAGAAACUUGGAUGUCAAGUUUGGGUUGAAAACACUCGCCUAUAAAUCUCUCAUACAGAUAACCACCAAAGGAAAAAUAGUGAUGCACAAGUUACUACAACAAGUGGGGAGAGAAGCGGUUAAAAGACAAGACCAUGGGAUACACAAAAUCCUUAUUAAUGCUGAUCAGAUUUGCGAUGUCCUCGAAAAUAAUUCAGGAAGCACAAGCGUGAGAGAUAUAUACUUUGAUUUAUCAACAAUCUCAAAGGAUGUGUAUAUAAGCGCAGGAGCUUUCAGGAAAAUGGGUAAUCUUCAAUCUCUCAGCAUCUAUGACACUAGACGUGCUACUGACGCAAAUGUUAGAGUGCAUGUACCGGAGGACAUGGAUUUUCCUCCUCGUCUAAGGUUAUUACGAUGGGAGGCAUACCCUGGGGAGUGUCUUCCUCGUACAUUUAUGCCGGAAUAUCUCGUAAGACUUGUUUUGCGACAUAGCAAGCUUGAGAAUCUCUGGGAAGGAACUCAGCCACUUAGAAAUCUGAAGAAGAUGGAUUUGCGCUGGUCCUUGAAUUUGAAGAAACUCCCGGAUCUUUCAAAUGCUACAAGUCUCCAGAAAUUGGAACUGACUGGUUGCAAGAGUUUGGUUGAGAUUCCUUGCUCCGUACGUAAUCUCCAUAACCUAGAGAAGAUGGGUAUGGAUUUAUGUAUAAACCUAGAGGUUGUUCCGUCUCUCUUCAACGUGGUAUCUCUUCAGAUCGUCUCCAUGUUGAGCUGCAGGAAAUUGAGAAAAAUUCCAGAUUUUUUCAAGAACAUCAAAUCUCUUAUAAUCGCAGACACAAUGUUAGAAGAAUUGCCUGAAUCCAUUAGCCACUGGUCUCGCCUUCAGUCUCUCUCUAUCUAUGGCAGUGUCAAUCCAUAUCCACUGACGACAGAUGAACAAUGUCUAGAGGGAAGUGGAGCAGACAUUGAGAAACUUCCAGAUUGGAUCAAAGACCUUCAUGUGUUAACAUGGCUUCGUGUAGGUGGCUGUCCAAAGCUUGCAUCUCUCCCAGAGCUCCCUCGCUCGCUCAUAACGCUACAGGUGGACACUUGUGAAUCAUUGGAGACACUAAAGUCUUUCCCUUUCGACUCUCGCAUUAAGUUUCUCAAAAUUCUCAACUGCUUCAAGUUGGGUGAUGAAGAAGCACAUGGAGUAAUUACCAAUCACUCGUUAGAGGCAUGGUUACCAGGAAGAACAAUGCCUGAAGAGUUCAAUCACCGAGUUGAAGGAAACUUCUUGGUCAUCCCUUCAUAUUUCUGCAAAUUUAGGGUUUGCCUUGUGGUUUGCCCUAAACCAAAUUCAGCACGCAACCUAGGUUUUGCUGAUUUAUUCUGUUUCAUACACAUAAACGGCUGCCCAGCAGAUGGAAAACUGGUCAAGGAGCUUAGAGUCCCCUAUAUCCGAGAGGAACAUGUAUUCAUAUUUCCUUAUGAAGUGCUUGACGAAGACAAAGAGGGAUGGUUUGAACUUGGACAGGACAACGAGAUGGCGUUUGGAUUUGUCACCUCAUCACAGGAUAUGGAAGUUACUGAAUGUGGUGUACAAAUCUUGACGUUCCACUCCGGCGGGAGAUAUGAGUCAUAUGACUUUAGUUGGCGAGAGAAAGUUUCUGAACACCACGAUGAAAGCCUCUCUGAUGGGAGCAAUGAGUUUAACGAACCCAGAGCAAAGUUCUUUGGUGGUUUUACUAUUUUCCUUUCUCUAGUUGUUCUUUUCUUGAGUUUGAUUAUUAUGAUGAUAUGUCCCUCUGUAUAG
Molecule: messenger RNA, 3138 nt
Organism: Microthlaspi erraticum
Lineage: Eukaryota; Viridiplantae; Streptophyta; Magnoliopsida; Brassicales; Brassicaceae
Source: the annotation of a GenBank genome assembly